This is a messenger RNA of Candidula unifasciata, 2463 nucleotides long. NCBI's taxonomy places the organism in Eukaryota, Metazoa, Mollusca, Gastropoda, Stylommatophora, Geomitridae. The record is from the annotation of a GenBank genome assembly.
AUGCCUUCCAAAUACCAGCUGACCAGUCAAAGCUUGGGACCUGUGCUGCUGUAUGCUCUGCUGAUGACCACUACCUACGGAUUGGAGGGUGACCCAUCGCAGAAAUUGGAAACUUGUGGAAGCCAGAAGAAUCCCAACAACAAUGUCGUUGAUUUAAGCGACCCUGUCACGCCAGGGCCAUUUUGUGAUCUAACCACUAGCGAACUACAGAAGGAUGUCCCAGAUCAACAAAUAUAUCCUGUAAUUCAUCAUUCACCUCCACCAACUCCUCUUCCCCAGUUACGUCUGUUUCUGGAGAAGGAUCUGCAAAUCAAUGCUUCGAUUGAAUUGCCUCCAAGAAUCAACACCAGCUUCAUCCACUCGGCAGAUUUGAUGCUGCCACCAAAGGUUGAUGUGCUCAAAUACCUGGACACACCUGGAGCCAAACAACCAAUCAGAAAGGCCCGUGUGGUUGUUUCGAGAGGAGACAAGAAUCCGCCUGUUUUUGAAGAAUACGUUUGUUCGCCGCUUCCGAACGUCGACAAUUGUUCAUUGUUGGUGUGGAAGUCCAGAAGGAAUCCUGUUGGUUACAUUCUGCAGGAAAGUUACGGAGCCAAAUUUACAAACUGCAAACAGCAGAAAGAUUGUCUGAGUUUUCAACCAUCUUUGGUCGGGUCUGGAUUGCUGCAGGAAGCCAAAAGGUUAUUAGCCUGGUUUACUGCUGCCUAUAGUCUUCCCUACUCCUCGAGUCACAUGCUGGACUUCGCUGUCCUCGUGGACACAACUAGCUCUGACCACAGUCAGUGGUUCGUGGCCAAGCUCUGGUACGCCAACGUUGUCUAUGACAGCUACCAAAGUCUCAUUGAUAGUUACGAUUGCGGACGAAUUAACAAAACAAAAGUUACCCGACCAGUAGACGAUGAAAACUUGUUUUCAAGCCUAAAACGUCGAGGCAAAUUCCAGCCGCCCAACCCACAGCGGCCACCAACAGUUGUGGAACCUGAUGGCAAAAGAUACUCGGUCAAGGAUAGAAAGGUUAAUUAUUUGGACUGGAGCUUCAACUUCCGGCUCUCAGUCCUGACUGGACCAGCCGUCUAUGACGUCAGAUUCAAGGGCCAGAGAAUCGCCUACGAACUGGGCUUGAACGAGCUCUCAGUGUUUUAUUCUGGCCACGCAGCUUCUGGGCAAACGACCAACUAUGUGGACAGUGGCGAGUAUUUGGGCAUCAACUCUAGAGCACUGGUUCCUGGAGGUGACUGUCCGGAGACAGCAACUUUGAUUAAUUCAGCGUUCAUGUCGAUCAAGAAGCGAGAGCCAGAAGUCUACAAGGCUGCACAGUGUCUGUUUGAACACAACAAUGGCUACCCACUGAGGCGACACCUGGCAUACCGGAUUGAAGAAGGAUUAUUCUAUGGGGGAAUGUUAGACUAUGUGCUGACACUCAGAUCUGCGCUGACUAUUGGCAAUUACGAUUACAUCAUCGAUUUCAUCUUUCACAACAAUGGAGUUGUAGAGACCCGGUGGAUGAGCACAGGAUACAUACAAACUCUGUUCUACGCAACAACAGAACGACCAUACGGAUUUAAUAUCCGCCAGAACAUACUAGGGAACGUCCACCAUCACAUGGCUCACUUCAAAGUUGACCUUGACGUGGGCGGCACAUCAAACAGAUAUGAGACUGUAGACAUCUCGGAAGAAAGGGUCGCUAUGACAGCGUUCCCUGACCUACAAUAUUCUCAGACGAGGAUCAAAACCAACCUGAAGAAAACAGAACUGGAGGCUGUGCACGACUUCAACUUUAACAAACCUAAGUAUCACGUGGUACACAACAACGCAAAGAGAACAGACACAAAUGAAAUCAAAGGAUACAGAAUUCAAAUGAAUUGCGACUCAGAGCAACUCGUUGCCGAAGAUUUUGGUAACGAGAAAACCGUGUCCUGGGCCAGACAUCAGAUGGUUGUCACCAGACAGAAGGAUGACGAGAUCUCCUCCAGUUCUAUUUACGGCAUGCACGACAGUCUGCAACCAACCGUGGACUUUACGACAUUCUAUAGCGACAACGAAACUAUUGUUGACCAGGACCUGGUAUUCUGGAUCACGGCCGGCUUACAUCACAUUCCCCGCUCGGAGGACUUUCCUGUGACCCCUACGGUUGGCAACCAACUGAACUUUUUAUUGCAUCCUUUCAACUACUUCCCAGAAUGCCCCUCCAUGGGGUCACGUGAUGCCAUCUACGUUGAACAUAAAGAUCCUGAUCAUCACGAACUUGGGGUCAAUGUUGAAAGGUAUGUAACAAAGAGUUUAUUUAAAGGUUACUUUCAAGAUAGACUCCCCAGUGAAAGAAGAUCACGUUCCAUUGAUAACUGUUGGACUAGUGUACUUUGCGGGUGUUCCGCUCUGUUAUUUGCUUCAUGGGAUGUAUUGUAUAUAUGUUUUUUUUCCGAGAAAGAGAACGCCUGUGACAUAGGUUUCAAUACUCUCUGA